AAUGCCAGCAACAAUAAAAGCUAAGAAGGUAAAGCCAACAAGCAGCAGACAAUAUAGAACUAGAUCUGCAUGCAAGAAGCCUUCAAAAACAAAUGAAAAAAUAGAGAAUGAUGAGGACGCCAAAAAGAUUGAGGACCUGAAACUUGCUGCCAGUCUUGUCAACUGGUCGAGUUAUGACAAAUUGAUGGGGAAGAUCUUUUAUGAUAAAGUUGGCAAGAUUCUUGAGAAAAAAGUGGAUGAUUUUCAGAAGGUUAAGACUGAGCUGAAAACUUUUGUGCGGGAAAACUAUGACAAUCAAAAGGCUUUGCAAACGCCACGAAGGGCCAAGCCUGCUACUGCUCUGCUUGAACAAAUUAGUAAAUUCAAGCAAUUGAAUUUUGAUUCGGAUGAUGACGAUAUGGACGAAACGACACUUUUGGAUCAGCCUGAGCAUUUGAAAGAGAAUGAAGAAGAACAGGCGGAGAAAGAGCCUCCAACUGAUCUAACUGUAGAAGGACAUAUUCUUGAAGAACAACAUCCUGUUAAUGAAGAAGAAAUGGAAGAAGAGCCUUCACAAGAACAGAUGGAGGAAGCGCCUCCUAUCAAUACUUCUGCUGGAGUUUUGGAGGAGGCUCCUCCAAAUGACCCGGAAUCUUUUGUGAAGCAAGAAAAGGAAAUUUUAUACGUGCCAGAAACUCCUUUUGCGUCUCGCGUUCCUGUCAAUACUUCAUCUGCCGGAGUUUUGUUAACUCCAAUUACUCCAUACAGUCCAAAGUUGAAGAUGCUGGGCACUCCACAUGGAAGCGUUAGCAACUCUAAACCUGCUGUUGGUUCAAUAAGUAAAUUGGCCAUUACAAAGGAGAUAGUCAAGCCUACACAACCAAUUCAAAUGCCACCAAUAAUUCGUCUCACUCAAAAUACUUUCGCUACUCCUAAGAAGACUCAACCAUUGAUUCCAACGAAGACCCCAGCGAAAACGCCGGCGGCUCUCAACACAACAUUUCAGAAGGUUCAAAAAUUGAAGCAAAUCGACGAAAAGGCUGAUCAGGCAAAAAGGGCGCGUGAGGACUUAUUGAGAGAAAAGGCUGAUCGGGCAAAAAGAGAGCGGGAGGAGCGUGAGAGACGAGUCGAACAAAAUAAUAGAAAGAAGGAAGAGGCUAGGCUUGAACGCGAGAAUAUUUUGCGAAAACAUUUGGAGGCUGUUAAGGAAUUCCAAAACAAGGAAAAACAGGCUGGAUUUCAAAAUUAUGCCAGUCCGGUCAUUCAAAGUCGAAUGUUUCAACCUUUGAGUGCGCAAAGUAAGAAGAUAUAUAAAACGCCUAAUGUGAAGAGUAUUCCUGCAACUGAGGUUAAAUCAAAAGAAGCUCAUCAAGCACAUAGUUCUGCUAUCAAGAAGUUCACUAAAACACCAAUUCCUCAAUUUACAUUGGAAGAAGAAUGUUCAGUUCAAACUAAAAAUACUCCAACCUCAUCUACUGUUGUUGCCACAAAGACUGUUGCUGUUAAGGAAUUUUAUCUGGACGAAAAAGAAAAUACAAAAAUUAUUGAGAACGAGUUUAUGUCAGAAGAACAUUUGGAGGAUGAACGUGAUGAUAUGACUGGCAUUGAUUUGGAGCAAAUUAGUAUGUAUGAUAUGACAAAAGAGAAAGUAUUCUUGCCAAGUACUGAAAACGACUACAAUGUGGAUGAUUUGUCAUCUGGUGAUGAAACUGAUAAUGAUGAGCAGCCAAGAAAGAUUGUUCCAAAAUGGGCAUUGAAAGAAAAUAUUUUGGCGCGUACACAAAACAUUCAUCGUUUGCUAACUAAAGAUCAAAUUGAGCGUCAUUUUGGAAGAAUCCAACAGCCUACAGCUCAGGAAUUGUUUAAGGGAUAUAAAAAGAAUUAUCCACCACGUCGUGCUUCCUCAUCCCAAUGGAGUUCGCCAAUGUCUGAUCGUAAGUUUUAA
Meloidogyne enterolobii is the source of this 1924-nucleotide messenger RNA. The record is from the annotation of a GenBank genome assembly. Lineage: Eukaryota; Metazoa; Nematoda; Chromadorea; Rhabditida; Meloidogynidae.